UCUCUCUCUCUCUCUCUCGCUGACGCUUGUCAAACCCGCCGGCGACAAUGACGGGGACGGUCUUGGCGACUACAACCUUCACUUCCUCUUCCUCUCUAAAACCCUAAUCCCUCCGUUCUCGCCAUCGUCAGCUUCUUCUUCCUCAUCCCCUUUGUCUUGGGAGGCACAAAGAGAGAUAGAAAGCGUACAGUGAUUUAGGAACAGUGAGAGAGGGAGCCGAUGGAGAGGCUGGGGUCAGAGAACCAGAAGAACCCGAGCGUCUACAACUACGAGGCCCCCUGGCAGAUCUAUGGCCUGGCGUGGUCUGCCCGGUCGGAUAAACGGUUCCGGCUUGCCGUCGGGAGCUUCAUCGAGGAGCCAUCCAACCGCGUCCAGAUCCUCACCCUCAAUGAGGAGAACCCUUCCCUCGGCUUCCGCCGCGACCCUUCCCUCCAAUUCGAGCACACCUACCCCCCCACGAAGCUCAUGUUCCAUCCGGACCCUAGCUCCGUCUCACCGGACCUCCUGGCGACGUCCGGCGACUUCCUCCGCCUCUGGGAAGUCGGCGGCGAAGGCGGGGUGGAGCUCAAGGCAGUGCUUAACAACAGCAAAAGUUCGGAGUUCUCUGCGCCCCUGACGUCGUUCGAUUGGAACGACGCGGAACCCAGGAGGAUCGGUAGCUGCAGCAUCGACACCACCUGCACCGUGUGGGAUGUGGAGCGGGAGGCCGUGGAGACGCAGCUCAUCGCGCACGACAAGGAGGUCUACGACAUCGCUUGGGGGGAGGCCGGCGUUUUCGGCUCCGUCUCCGCCGAUGGUUCUGUGAGGAUCUUUGAUCUCAGGGAUAAGGAGCAUUCCACCAUCAUCUACGAGAGCCCCUUUCCGGACACCCCCCUUCUCCGUCUCGCGUGGAACAAGAGGGACCCCAGGUACAUUGCCACUGUUCUGAUGGACUGCAGCAGGGUUGUGGUGUUGGACAUACGGAUGCCGGCAGUGCCAGUGGUGGAGCUCGACCGGCAUCAGGCUAGUGUCAAUGCGGUGUCAUGGGCGCCACAUACUUCCCGGCAUCUGUGUUCUGUGGGGGAUGAUGGGCAGGCACUUAUCUGGGAGAUGCCGACAGUCAUGUCCCCAACUGGGACGGUGGACUUCGGUUGUGGGGAGGACGCUGCGGGCAUUGAUCCAAUACUCGCAUAUAGUGCAUGCAGUGAGAUUAAUCAAGUCCAGUGGUCCACGCUGCAGCCAGAUUGGGUCGCCAUUGCCUUUUCUAACAAGUUGCAGGUGCUGAGGGUCUAAGGGAUUGCCUUCCUCUUCGUUUUCAAGCUUGCAAUGCUUGUCUAAGGUGAUUUGGUUGGAAAUUCCAGUCGACAGGUGGCUUCUCAGCAAUUUGGUUAAUCCUGCAUAUAAAAUAUAUUUUUUAUGAAUUUGGGGAAAUUCAACAUUGGAAGAAGAAGGAAGGGAAGAAUACCUUUUUUCCAUUUGUUUGUUAUGUAAAAGCUUAGACGUGGAUGCAAUUUCGCAGGUUGUUAGCAAUUAAAGAAGAAUUAUAUUGCA
Nymphaea colorata (pocket water lily) is the source of this 1530-nucleotide messenger RNA. Its product is annotated as WD repeat-containing protein LWD2-like. Gene Ontology annotation, cellular component: nucleus. Gene Ontology annotation, molecular function: protein binding. The record is from RefSeq and is a predicted model, not a curated record. The transcript is spliced from 2 exons. NCBI's taxonomy places the organism in Eukaryota, Viridiplantae, Streptophyta, Magnoliopsida, Nymphaeales, Nymphaeaceae. Bases 220 to 1272 code for a protein of 350 amino acids.